AUGAUCAGUGCUACCUCUUUCGUGAACCCCAUCGGCAGCCGACCGCCGCGGUAUCGAACCCCUUCCCCUCCGCGACGCGCCGUAGAACCUAUCUCGCCGUGCUCGACUAUUGACUACCGCACCUCCCGGGUUGAUCGCGAAGCCUCAGCAUCUGCUACCUCGGAUCAUGUCCGUUUCACACCAAGUGAUACUAGGCUCUCCCCGGUCGAUGUCCCGACAUCGCAUCGGUCGGGUCAUGGUCGGUCCAGCUCAACUAUUGACACCCUCGCGACGAUUGCGCUCGCUACAAGCCCUACCUUUACACCUCUCACGUACCGUCAUCCCUCAGAAAAUCCUGAAACCGCCACUGCGAUGUUCCCUCCCGAACCUACAGAACCGAACGAACGCCCAGCAAAGCGACCACGAUCAGAGAAAGACGAAUCCUCAUACGCACAACAGCGAUCAAACAUUGUCCCGAUUUCGAAUCCUCCACCGAUCUCUGAUAGUAUGAAAACUGACGCAGAACUGUUGCUGAAUUUUGCGCGGCCGACGAAUUUGUACCCACCGACACCGUCAUCGAAGCGAGUCAGUGCGGAUGACUCCUAUCAUAACCAUGUCUUUCAUUCGCAAGGCCAAGUCAAAGAGAACAAUGUUAGCACAUACUGGGGAAUGAACCACGAGAGCGUGGUCUUCAACCAUUCUGCCAUAUACAGUUUUCCACCAUCACGGAUGAGAUCUCAAUCGGAUGGCUCGGCUGCUAUAUCCCGUCCAGUGAUAGAAGGGCUCAGGCCGAACACAAGCUCUUCGACACUACCACCGAUUGCUUGGCAAGAAGAUGCGGAUGGCGGAGACAGACACUGGAAUUCUGAACCUAAGCCAGUUUUUGAGGGACCGCAGCUUGACUUCCACAAACCGAACGAAACGGUGCCGAACAACUUUUCCCAGAGCCAACCGCUGAAGAAGGAGCAUGACACUGAACCCAGUGGAUCUAGUCAGGCAAGCUGCGCUACGUGCAACCUCGUUCGUAUACCAAUCGAUAGCGACGACCAAGAUGUUACAUGGAUUAGCUGUGACGGCUGCAAGCGCUGGUUUCAUAUUGUAUGCGCUGGGUUCAAGAAUGAUCGCGAGAUCAGGACUGUCGAUAAAUUCAUUUGCAAGACCUGCCGGCCUAUACACGGCCAGACUACCUUUGUCCGGAAGUCAUCUCGCGCCCGCACCUCGAUCGACUAUGCCGGUCUCAAUCAAGGCUUGGUAAAAUCCGCAACAGACUCAUUAGAGCACCAUUAUAUUGAGCCUUUAAAGCAAAACAAGAUCCAAUUUUUACCUGAGAACUUCCCACGCAUGCGCCCAGAACUUGUCACCGCUGAAUACUUCGAGCGAGGAAACGGCAUGACAGAACCAAUCGUCAUACCCGCCGAAUUCAACACACAUGCAGCCAUUUCAUCCAUUGGCCACGAGUUUGAAGCCCUUGUUCAGGAUGCGUCCACACAAGAAAUGUUUGACGAGCUCUUGGACCAUCAACCAAAUGAGGAUUAUGAGACUGUUAUUGACUGCGGCCAAGAUCAGUUGGAUAUGGUGAUCCCGCAAGGACUGACAGUUAGGACAGUCUCUGAGCUCUACGGGCCGGAAGAAAGGGUGGAGGUCAUUGAUGUCAAGUCCCAGCAUGGUGAAGAUAAACGUUGGACCAUGCAGAAGUGGGCAGACUACUACGAGAGUUCCGGCGCUAAAGUGGUCCGCAAUGUUAUCAGCCUUGAAGUUUCGCAGAGUAAAUUAGGUCGGCUGAUUCGCCGGCCAAAGAUCGUACGCGAUCUUGACCUUCAGGAUGCUGUUUGGCCUGAGGAGUUGAAAGCCGUUGGAAAUUUUCCGAAAGUGCAAUUCUACUGCUUGAUGUCAGUAGCGGACUGCUACACCGACUUCCACAUUGAUUUCGGAGGUUCCUCUGUCUACUACCACAUUCUCAAAGGCAAGAAGACUUUCUUCUUCAUACCUCCCAAAGAUAAACAUUUGAAGAAGUACGAGGAGUGGUGCAACUCGCCUGCUCAAGACUACACCUUUCUGGGAGACCAGACCAAAGAGUGCUACCGCGUCGACCUUUCCGAAGGCGAUACCAUGCUUAUCCCGUCUGGCUGGAUUCAUGCCGUCUGGACGCCUGAAAACAGUCUUGUGAUCGGUGGUAACUUUCUUACCAGACUCAAUUACGGAAUGCAGAUCAAGAUUGCAAAGAUUGAAAAGGAAACCAAAGUUCCGAUGAAAUUUCGGUAUCCCUUCUUCCAGAAGAUUCAAUGGUACACUGUCCUGAAAUAUCUCGAAGAGGAUCCGGUACCUCAAAGCGUGUUGGACGCUUUUUCGCAGGACGAGCACCAUCGUUUCCAUCGAGAAUAUCCUAUAUACUAUGAGUUCGGAGAGCGAGCAAAUACUGAGCCGAGGGGAUCAUCGUACCACAACUCGCGGUUUUACUCUCAAGCUGAACUUGAGGGUCUCCCGGACCUCGCCAAAUAUCUCCUCAGGACUGCUUUGAUUGCAGGCUCUUACCUUGUGGAAGGCGUUACUGCUGAUACCAGAAAUGCCGUCAAGAGAUCGAUACCUACGAUGUCUGGAGAUCCUAUUGACGUGAUUCGGACGUUCGGUAUAUGGAUUGCAUGGAAGCGAGGCAACGAGAAAGCUGCACAUUGGACCCGUCCCGGUGUUGUGGAAAGCAAUGCUAAACUCAGCCUUGUGGAAAAGAAACCCGCUGGUAGACCUAGUCGCCGCUCAGAGCGUAACGCCGAGAAUCAACGAACAUACGCAGAGAGACAGGCAGUGCAGCGUUUGUCGGAGCGUCCGGCCGAUGACUCUCAAAAGGAGCCUGUCGCUGACGAUGAAAGCGCUGCGUCCUUGCCAAAUAAUACCCCUCCAAUGCACACUGCUCCCAUCCUUGUGCCGGUUGUUAACGAAGACACAACCCCGAAGCACAAAGCCGCUCCACGUGGCUCUGGCCUCGGUCCAAAACGGGUCGCCUGUGACGCAUGCCGCAAGCGUAGAAUACGGUGUCAUCACAAAGAAGAGAACAAUGCAGUGUCAGGUUCGCAAAUGGCGAUUGGCUCUUCUAGCCUAGGGCAUCACACACCAACUGCGCAAGAUGCGGCAUCAGCCCUGAAUUCACUCGCCGCGAUUGCAUCCGGUGCUGGUUUUCCAAAUGGCCUUCAUACCAUGAAAGGCUUUGAUCGAGUGGAAGGUUCAACUAGUUACACAACUGGCAUCACGGCCACGCCACAGGGAGGCGCCGUAAAAGUGGGUGAUGCCAGUCCGGAUGGUCCGAAUUCAGCCAAGAAAGGUCGCAGCAAAGCUUGUGAUGACUGCCGUAAGAGCAAGCGUCGUUGCAUUCAUGAUGAGUAUGGCAGGAUUGAUCCUAUAAAGGCUCAGGAGCGAUCGAAGCCACGAGCGACAAGUCUGGCGAAAAGGCCACGGGUUAACGAGGAAGGGGCCACAUCCAGUGCAAGUAAACGCUUGAAGCAGGAGAGUAUAUCGCCGGUGGCGAGGCAAGCCCAUAUGAACCAUUGCGGUGCGGAAAAUGCAACUCGUGCCCAGGAGGUUGCUGAGAACGGCACGCUAGAGCAUCCUCCCCGCGAAAGCAGCGCUCAGCGCGCAGAAAAAGACUUGCUGGCUGAUCAAAGGUCAUAUGCAUCGCCGCCAGCGUUUCAACCGGACACAGUUGCUACCAAGGAGUUGACCGCAGCCGUGUCAAAGCCAGCUGGCGCGUUGGUGUCACCACCAACCUCGCUGGCGGAUGAAAUGGAUAUACAAGAACAAGUCGAUGGCGAGGGGGAACAUGCAUCUGCCAUGUAUACCCCUUCAUCAGGCUCCCGCCACUCUUCGCGCCAACCCCGGCAGAUUGAGAGAUACAUGCCAGAGGUGCACUUUGCCAAGACGACAAAGUCUGCAAGCACUAUUCCUCAACCUGCGCGUCGCUCAUCUUUUGGUUCUACCGUGCGAAAAACAACGCCAGGGUUGUCGUCCGGCCCAAAGAAAUCUGCAUCCCGUCCAUCCUCGUCUCAUGGCAAAAAGAGUCUUUCCCCUUCAGUGGAGAAGAGAUCCGAACGUCAUGCCUUUCCUCCCUCAUCUUUUGUCCAGCACGGCAAAGACCCCAGGUCAGAUCAUGCAAUACUCGACGACGACCCUGAUGCUGAAAGCUUGCGUCUAAUACGCGAAUUGCAAGAACAGGAGUUCGGGUUACGGCGGCGAGCUGGCCGAGCUUAA
This is a messenger RNA of Aspergillus mulundensis, 4215 nucleotides long. It is a transcript of the gene jhd1, whose product is annotated as [Histone H3]-lysine-36 demethylase. Lineage: Eukaryota; Fungi; Ascomycota; Eurotiomycetes; Eurotiales; Aspergillaceae. The record is from RefSeq and is a predicted model, not a curated record. Gene Ontology annotation, biological process: protein demethylation; regulation of transcription by RNA polymerase II. Gene Ontology annotation, molecular function: DNA-binding transcription factor activity, RNA polymerase II-specific; zinc ion binding; transcription coregulator activity. The coding region runs from base 1 to 4215 and encodes 1404 amino acids. The transcript is spliced from 2 exons.